This is a messenger RNA of Labeo rohita (rohu), 1357 nucleotides long. It is a transcript of the gene tdgf1, whose product is annotated as teratocarcinoma-derived growth factor 1. The record is from RefSeq and is a predicted model, not a curated record. NCBI's taxonomy places the organism in Eukaryota, Metazoa, Chordata, Actinopteri, Cypriniformes, Cyprinidae. The transcript has 6 exons. The coding region runs from base 165 to 713 and encodes 182 amino acids.
GGUGUUAAUAGCGCGUCAUGGGGGAGUCCGAAGCCCUAAAGAUAAAUAACAGACCCCGGAGAGGGACAGAUAGAGUGUUUUGGUCAUUUGGUGCGUGGUGAUGACAGUGGUGAUGUUUUGAUGCUGUUGUGAUCAGAUCGGUAGUUUUGCAAGCGAGCGGAAUUAUGAAUCAACUCUUCAGGUUUUUGGUGUGCGCUGUGGUGGUGUGUCAGGCGGUUUCGUCGGAAUCAGGAUGUGAAGGAGCAGAAUGUGGGAAAGCUGGAGUCUCUGGAAAGCCAAAACAACACGCGGAAUUCUUGAAUAAGUUCAAUGAAAUGAACACGCAAACGCCGCAACGUCAACACCGCAACGCCGAGGCCGUGUUGCCGUUCAUAGGACUGACCGGAGUUGCUAAACAAAGCCGUACCUGCUGCAAGAACGGUGGGACGUGCAUUUUGGGAAGCUUCUGUGCCUGUCCAAAGCACUUCACCGGCCGGAGCUGCGAAUAUGACGAACGCCUCAGGGAUUGUGGUGUGAUUCCACAUGGAGAAUGGGUUCAGAAAGGAUGUUCGUACUGCAGAUGUGGAUAUGGACUUCUGCACUGCUUCCCGCAUGUUUUCAGCAAAGACUGUGACGACUCUCAAGAAGUUCGGUGGUACCGCUCAAGCUCCCUCAGAACGUUGUCGUCUUCAGUCGUCAUGUUUGUUGCGUUUAUUUUACCCUUUUUACUGUGAGUUUGUUUUCUUAACUACGUUUUGUGCAUAAAUGCUCUAUUAGAUUUAGAAAUAUGACACAGCGGAGAUGAACUAUGAACGAGACGUUUUAUUUUCCUUGACAUUUAGGGCAGCAUUUAUUGGUGGCACUGAAAUGCAUUUUGCUUCCAGUGGAAGUGUAACUAGCUGUGUUAAAAGCAACUGUUUAGCGAAGGAAUGUGUAUAUAGGAUUUAUAUUGAAAAUAUAUUGUGUGUGUGUCAGUGCGCAGCCGAACCGAAAUGAAUUCUGUCUGUUUGUAUGUCUCUUUGUUAUACAAGAGAAUGCACUGGCCUGAAAGUAAAAGUUUUUUUUUUAUCCCACUUCUGUUUUGCUUUUAAAAUGUACGUGUCUUUUGAACAAUAAGCUUGUUUUAAAGUCAAGUUCUGGCCGUUCAACUUUUGUUUGCUGUGCUUGUCAGUGGAGAGAGAGGCUGAUAAUGCUCAGAUAGCUUGUGAUUGUUGACCUUUCGGCUAUUUUCUCUUAUCUUAUAUAAACAAGUCGUCCAGCCAAUCAAUCUCACUGACUAUCUUGACCUUUUUGAGUUGGCCGGUGAUGUACUGUAACACUCUGUAUGACUGAGCGAAUGAAUUUGUCUCAUCUAAUUAAAAUUCGCAUCAAUAACGGA